CUGGGAGAGCAGUUGCUGCUGCUCUUCACGGGCUGCACUAGCGAUGCCUCUCCAGCACAGCUCUGCCAGGACGUGGCAGCGCACUGUCCUUCUAGUGGGCAUCGUGGUCCUGCUUGUAUCCCUUGUCGUGGCUGUCAUCCUGGCUUCUGUUCUGACACAGGGAAAGCAGGAGAUCGGUCCAAAAAUGCUGAAAUGGAAGGACAGAGGGACCACCAGAAACCUCCAAGAAGUCAUCCUAGGAAGGUGCUACAGCUAUGUCAUGGCAAGGCACCCUGAGCUUGGAGAUAAAGAUUGCCUAAAAAUAUGGGAAUCAUUAAAGCAUGCGUUCAUUUACAAGAACCCCUGUAAUAUUACAACAGAAGAUUAUCAGCCUUUAAUGGAGUUAGCAAGUCAUCCUACACCCUGUAACAAGUCACUGUUUUGGAGCAAGACAAAUGACCUCGUUCAUCGUUAUACAAAGUCCAAUCACAAUUUCCUUACCUUGGAGGAUACCUUGUUGGGUUAUAUGGCUGAUAGGGUUUCAUGGUGUGGAGACCCCUCUUUCCCAGGAAUCAACUAUGAAUCUUGCCCAAAACGGAGUGAAUGUGAGAGCAAUCCUAACUCUGUAUUCUGGAAAAUGGCAUCCAAGAUGUUUGCAGAAGCAGCAUGUGGUGUGGUUCAAGUGAUGCUCAAUGGAUCGAUAGAAGCUGGAGCUUUCAGAAGCAGCAGCAUUUUUGGAAGUAUUGAGAUCUCUAACUUAAAUCCAGAUAAAGUCUCUGCAGUACAGAUUUGGCUUAUGCAUGACAUCGGUGGACCUCAGAGUGAGUCCUGCUCAAGUCAUUCCAUACAGAGGUUAAAAGGCAUCUUGGAAGAGCGAAACUUCAAGAUCACCUGCGAAGAAAAUUAUAGGCCAGUUCAGCUCCUUCAGUGUGUAAAUAAUCCUGACCACACAGACUGCCGACUUUGCAGCAGCAUGGAAACUCCAUGAAGCACCGCUCCACGCUAUUUAAGACACUCUUUAAUUGUAUGUAAAACCGAGAGAGAAGAUAUGCCUACAUAGUUUAGAGUGAUAAAUAGCACCGUUGCGUGUACAGAGUCAAUAACCAGAAAUACUUGCUGUUGAUACUGACAGCUAAGUAGCAGAUGAUAUUUUAGGUGUGAUUACUGUACACAAACAUAUGAACAUAUUAUUUCAGAAAGGCCAAGGAUCAAUAUCUGAGGGCAGAUGUUUUGUUCUGGUUUGUUCCCUUUUGCACAGCUGCCAUUGUGCACACAGAAAGGAAUAAGAUCAGGAAAUCCCUGGGGUGUGCAUAGAGAAGAGACUUUCCAGUGAAGACAGAGGUUGCCAGCGUCAGCUCUCUGCUUCCUUCUCUGGAAAGAUUAGAAGAGAAUGCCUGGAGCAUGCUGCACUCUUGCAGUUCCCAAGUGGAAUAUCCCCUAGAGGAGAAUAUUGUCCAGUGGUACAUAUCAUAAAUUCACAUGAGCUACUUUGAUUUAUAUAGGUCAGGGGGGAGUGAAUGAGGAAGACCUUAAGUUUCUCCUCUUCUACUCCUGUCAUGAGUCAAGUAGAUCCCAACAAGGUUCUGACCUUUUCUCCUAGAGACUCCAGCAGCUCUGAGAGGCAAAGCAAACAGUGGAAAAGACAGAGCUGUUCUUACCUUUUAAUGAGCAUCACAGAAAGUGGCCGAUGGGGAAACAGCUGAGCCAAGCCAAAGUAAAGACCAGAAUCUGCUCAGAGCAUUGCCGGCAUCUGUAAGAACACAUUGAGUGUGUAGCUGGGGAGAGAAAAUAGCAAGACAAGACUCAGGCGUUUCCAUCAAAAUCCCACUUAGUGCAGUUCUGGGAACAUAGUUCCAGUUCAGAUUACAUUUUAUUCUUAAUAUAGCAAUAAGUAUAAGCCUUCAAACAUUCAUAAAUGCCCGCUUAGGCCACAGCUUGCCCAUCUACAUCAGAAGGCUGCCAAAAUAAGGAGUCUCUCCUGACCUCAGUUUCUUAGGUGAAAGGUGAUACCUUGCAGUGUGUAAUUCACAAGCAUGGACAUGCUGUAACACAGUAAAACAGCAGGUUUCAUUGAUUUCCUCUGUUUUCUACUUUCUAUUUCUCAUAUGCAUAUUCAAGAGCAGUCUUUAUAAGAAAAUAAAGAUCUGAGGCCAGCUUCUGGCCUCACCUGUAGUAUGUAUAUGCAAUGACAUUGACAUCAGGAGAAAAGGCUUUUGCUAGAUAUAGUCCUAGGUGUUGCAAUGCAAGAGUAACCAGCAAUUCUGUAAGUAGACCAAGAUUUUCAUGAUCUCACAGGCAGAAGGUUGUAGUGCUAAAUAUUUUACUGACUACCCAGCAUCUGAAGGGUCCUUAUGGAACUAUGCAAGCUAGCAUAAUUUAGAGCAUCUCUAGAUGCACCAUUAUAACACAUGGGCCUGCACUGAGCAUACUUGGACGUACCCAAGGCUUUGCCCAUAAUGUUUACAUUAAGUGAAUUGUAUUUUUAUUUGCACUCUGUUAGGUAUCUACUUAAGUGUAACAACUCAGACACAUACCAAAACUUUUAAGUAGGUUACUUCUGACUAUAGGUCAAAAAUUUGUCUUAACACUCACUUUUGUACCUAGUCUGUCAUAAUACAAACUGUUGACUGUAAAAUUGAGAUCUAUAAUCAGAUCGUUGAUAGUGAAUGUUGAUAAUUGAGUUUCACAUUCUGUUUAAUCUCAGACUGGAUAUGAAAAUAAAUGACUUCCUAAAAAAGA
This is a messenger RNA of Struthio camelus australis, 2718 nucleotides long. Its product is annotated as ADP-ribosyl cyclase/cyclic ADP-ribose hydrolase 1. Gene Ontology annotation, molecular function: NAD+ nucleosidase activity; phosphorus-oxygen lyase activity. Gene Ontology annotation, biological process: positive regulation of B cell proliferation. The record is from RefSeq and is a predicted model, not a curated record. Gene Ontology annotation, cellular component: plasma membrane. NCBI's taxonomy places the organism in Eukaryota, Metazoa, Chordata, Aves, Struthioniformes, Struthionidae.